UAUAGCCUUUGCAAACUCUCGUGUGUGUAUCAUAUUUAAUUUAUAUAUGGUACGCAAAACCGAGCAAUAAACCUUUUUUAUCGCGCUAACCGUAAGAGUUACGUUAACAUAAAAAUCGUACAAGGCUAAUAAUGCCGUUGCAAGUUCACGACGUUCAGCAAAAUGUCGUGGAGCCAAUGCAGGUGGAUGCUCCUACAGAGGAUAAUGAUAACGCUGAGGAAGAACCGUAUAUAGUAGAGAACCCAACACUGGAUCUGGAAGUAUACGCCAAUAGUUAUACCGGACUCGCGAAAUUAUACAGACUUAUAUAUAUCGCCGAUCAUUGUCCGUCAUUACGAAUAGAAGCGUUGAAAAUGGCGAUCACUUAUGUGAUGACCACGUACAAUGUCUCGUUGUAUGUGAUACUGCAUAAGAAGCUUCAGCAAGCUGUCGGCACUCCGGGUCUACCAGACGUAGCUGCGCAGUCGACCUCUCAGGAUCUGUUGACGAUGGAUCAGACAUGGGUGGAGACCCGGUCUAAAAAAGCCGCCCUCAAAUUGGAGAAAUUUGAUACCGACUUGAAGAAUUACAAAAGCAACUCGAUCAAGGAAAGCAUAAGAAGAGGUCACGACGAUCUGGGGGAUCAUUAUUUGAACUGUGGCGAUCUCGUUCACGCCCUGAAGUGUUACUCCAGAGCGCGAGAUUACUGCACCAGCGGCAAGCACGUUGUGAAUAUGUGUCUCAACGUGAUCAAAGUUUCGGUUUAUCUGCAGAACUGGUCCCAUGUACUUAGUUAUGUUACCAAGGCUGAAAGCACGCCGGACUUUCCGGACGUUCACGGUAAAGACAACAAUCAGGCGAUAAUUACGAAAUUAAAAGUGGCGGCGGGCCUGGCGGAACUGGCGACGAGGAAAUACAAAAUGGCCGCGAGACACUUCUUGCAGGCGUCUCUGGAUCACUGCGACUGUCCUGAGUUACUGUCCCCUGGGAACGUGGCUCUCUACGGCGGACUCUGUGCCCUGGCCACCUUCGACAGACACGAAUUGCAGAAACAAGUUAUAUUCAGUAGUUCCUUCAAAUUAUUCUUAGAAUUAGAACCACAGCUGAGAGAUAUAAUUUUCAAGUUUUACGAGUCGAAAUACGCGUCCUGCCUGAAGUUACUCGACGAGAUCAAGGAUAAUAUCCUCCUGGAUAUGUACAUAGCGCCUCACGUGAAUCUAUUGUACACGCAAAUCCGGAAUAGGGCCUUAAUACAGUACUUUAGUCCUUAUUUAAGUGCGGACAUGAGACGGAUGGCAACGGCAUUCAAUAGGACCGUGUCCGAGUUGGAGGACGAACUCAUGCAGCUUAUUCUCGACGGACAAAUUCAAGCUCGCAUAGAUUCGCAUAAUAAGAUUUUGUACGCGAAGGAUGUCGAUCAACGUAGCACGACCUUUGAAAAGUCAAUGAGCGUCGGGAAAGAAUACCAGAGGCGUACUCGUAUGUUGAUCUUAAGAGCGGCGAUGUUGAAGCAACAGAUUCAUGUGAAGAGUCCUCAACGCGACAGCACACAAGGGGGCGAAAUGUCAGUAGCACCUGGAAACGGCACUCUAGCACCAAAAAAUUAAAUUUGCGCGUAUGCUGACACCUCGUCGGAAACAGAUUCAUAAACGCGUGUCAACUGCCACGGACUACCUAGAUAUGCGAUUAAAAAAACGAAAUUCACCCUCACCACGCUCUCGACAUUGUGUUACUUCUCGGAAGUCAGUGUCCUGUACCUCAUUCUCAGCAUAUAAUGUACGACAUGUAUAUAUAUAUAUUAUUGCCAUGUUACGUUACUUUAAAACAGAAAAGGCGGCGUAAUCUCCGGAAUUAAUAAUUAUACAUAACAAGGAAGCCGUGAAGAAAAAAUAAACUGUGUAACAUAGAUAAAUUUCUUAAUAGUUUAUUAAUGUUGUAAUAUUUUUCUUUUCUUUUUUGCGUCAAAAUUAUAUAUAAAUUCGUAAGUCUUAAGUUUCUCUUAUACAUUGUACGAAGCUGCAUCGAAGAUAAUGUAAGGUAAUGCACAAGCGAUGUGAACAAACCUAAGACCUUAACAUACUCUGCUGCGAUUUAUUGAGAUAACAAUGAUAAAUAAAUUCAUUAUAUUACAAUGCAAAAUUAA
This is a messenger RNA of Dinoponera quadriceps, 2122 nucleotides long. RefSeq names its product COP9 signalosome complex subunit 1 (gene CSN1b). Gene Ontology annotation, cellular component: COP9 signalosome. The record is from RefSeq and is a predicted model, not a curated record. The transcript has 5 exons. The coding region runs from base 132 to 1586 and encodes 484 amino acids. NCBI's taxonomy places the organism in Eukaryota, Metazoa, Arthropoda, Insecta, Hymenoptera, Formicidae.